Messenger RNA from Crotalus tigris (Tiger rattlesnake), 2507 nucleotides. It is a transcript of the gene HNRNPDL, whose product is annotated as heterogeneous nuclear ribonucleoprotein D like. Gene Ontology annotation, biological process: regulation of gene expression. Gene Ontology annotation, cellular component: nucleoplasm. The transcript has 8 exons. The coding region runs from base 122 to 1114 and encodes 330 amino acids. The record is from RefSeq and is a predicted model, not a curated record. Lineage: Eukaryota; Metazoa; Chordata; Lepidosauria; Squamata; Viperidae. Gene Ontology annotation, molecular function: poly(G) binding; poly(A) binding.
CUCUGCCCGGAUCUCUUGUUACGGCCGCCAUUUUAAUACUCGGGUCGGACCGCGUAUUCAAUCUCUUUCCUUGCGUCUGUGCGCGCGCUUUUUUUUUUCUUCCCCUCGGCCCGUUCCCGCUAUGGAGGAGAACACCGACUACGGCAGUAGCAAUAACAACAAUAACACAAGUGCCGGCGGCGGUGGCGGCCAGGAAGAUUUCGCCGAAGGCUCUAAGAUCAACGCCAGCAAGAACCAGCAGGAUGACGGGUACGAGGGGGAUCGCAAUCAGGAGGAAGGGACAGCUUUGCCAAACGAUAAAAUGUUCAUUGGUGGUCUGAGCUGGGAUACAAGCAAAAAGGACUUGACAGAGUAUUUGUCUCGCUUUGGUGAAGUGGUGGAUUGCACAAUAAAAACAGAUCCUGUCACAGGGAGGUCAAGAGGGUUUGGGUUUGUGCUUUUCAAAGAUGCUGCCAGUGUUGAGAAGGUCUUGGAAUUGAAAGAACACAAACUGGAUGGCAAGUUAAUAGAUCCCAAAAGGGCAAAAGCCCUGAAAGGGAAAGAGCCACCAAAAAAGGUCUUUGUUGGUGGACUGAGUCCAGAUACAUCUGAAGAACAAAUCAAGGAGUAUUUUGGCGGUUUUGGAGAGAUUGAGAAUAUAGAACUUCCCAUGGACACAAAAACUAAUGAAAGGAGAGGCUUCUGCUUCAUCACAUACUCGGAUGAAGAACCAGUAAAGAAAUUGUUGGAAAGCAGAUACCAUCAGAUUGGUUCUGGCAAGUGUGAGAUCAAAGUAGCACAACCCAAAGAUGUAUAUAGGCAGCAGCAGCAGCAACAAAAGGGAGGCAGAGGUGCCUCAUCUGGUGGGCGUGGGGGAUCCAGAGGACGUGGCAGGGGUCAAGGCCAAAAUUGGAAUCAAGGGUAUAACAAUUACUAUGAUCAAGGAUAUGGAAGUUACAACAGUCCUUACAGUGAUCAAAGCUAUAGCAGCUAUGGGGGAUAUGAUUAUUCUGGGUACAAUUACCCAGGUUAUGGCUACAGCCAGGGAUAUGCUGACUACAGUGGACAGCAAAGCACAUAUGGAAAGGCAUCCCGAGGUGGCGGUAAUCACCAAAACAACUACCAGCCAUAUUAAAAGAAAUAUUUGGGAAGAAACAGCGGGAACUUCCUUGCAGGCCGUGUGUCACCCUGACCACGUCUAUCUCUGGGGGUCGCACGUUGCAGGCAGAGCGCAAGGCAUACACCAGAAAACGCUGUCCUGUGGUAUGGUCUCUUCCAACUUCAUGUACCAGCGUAAAGAUUAAAGUGGAAAACUUCAGACUUUGGCUUCUUUUUAAAAAAUGAAGAUUUAAGUGUCUUAACUUAACUUAAAAUGGUUUUUUACAGGAGUUAAAGUGCAUAAAUGCCUUUACAGCUUAAUCAUUUUUGGCCUUCUGUUUAGUGUUGUAUAUCAAUUGUGGACCUCAUUUUAAGUGUUCGUUCUUUAAGAUUUAAUGCUUGCUUUUUUUCUUUUAUAGCUAUGAGUGAAAUCUACAAACCAAAACGAACUUUUAAAUCUGGGAACUUUAAAGAUCAUGUGCAGUGAGCAGUUUCUAUUUUAACCACCUGGCUAACAAUAAUUUUCCUUGCUGUAUUGCCAUUUUCUAUUUUCAUUAGCGGUUGAAGCUAUGAAAGAUUCUUUCCACAGCUUGGUUUCUAGUAAACCAAGAACUGCUUUGCUGAGCUUCUACAGUUCUUUGACAUAGCUCCAUCGUUUGAGCUGAACUGGUCAACCGGGAUGUAAAAUGUAAUUGGGUGAUCAAAAGUAUUUCAUGUUGACAGAUGCAUAUGAUCUUUAACGGUGAAGCAAGGAAUAAAUAGAGGACUUAAAGCAGUUCAUGAAAAUGGACCUUUUAAAAAUUCUUCCAAACGUUUCACACAGGUCUCAUAAUGAUUUUGUCUUGGUUUUAUAGGUAGAGACUACAGCAAAGCCAUCUUGCAGAACUUAAAGGACUGACUGGAGGGGGUAGUCUUCGUGACAUGAAAUUGUUUUGUAAAAGACUUUUAGUGUAUGACACAGCAGUGUCUAACUGUACAUAGUGACUGGCUAGUUUUCUUUAUGGUUUUUACUUUUUUGUCCUUUUGUCAUCUGUGUUACGAUGCCAAUGUGGUUCUUGUGUUUAUACAAUUUUAUUUGUAUAAUUUCUUGUUGAAUGACUCAAAUAAAAACUUACCUUCUGUGACUGUUGCAUUUUGAGGUUGUGCUCUUGGCACUGCUGUAUAGUAGCAAGAGGUGAACAGUUUUUGAGACGCCGUUGCCAUGCUUCCUACAGAUGCUGGGACUUGAAGGUCAGCAGCAACUGGAGUGCCGUGUUACGGAUAUGUACCUGGACUAGAAAAUUGCAGUGAGGAGGCUGCAAACAGAGAAUGAUUAUUCAAAAGAGUAGUAUCCUGUGUUGUAACGCCUUAUGAUUUGUUAUAAUUUUGUUAACUGCUGGGAAUCUUCAGUAUAGAAAUGUUAAUAAAUAAAUUUUCAUGCAUUGAAAUGA